ACCAGAUGUAUAACCUUCAAAAAACUAGACGGCAUUGAUAACACUGAGUGUACAUAUCAACAAAACAGUGGGAACGAAUAUCGGAAGGAUUGUUAUUUAUUGACAUUUGUAGUGUUGAAUAAAUUGUUUUUUUAUUUUAUAAACAAUGCCGAAAGUUAGAAGAAGUAAAAAACCACCUCCAGAAGGAUGGGAGCUCAUAGAACCAACACUAGAAGAAUUGGAAGCAAAAAUGCGUGAAGCCGAAACUGAACCUCAUGAAGGGAAGCGAAAACAGGAAUCAUUAUGGCCGAUUUUUAAAAUUCAUCAACAAAAAUCUCGCUAUAUCUAUGAUCUAUUUUAUAGAAGAAAAGCUAUUAGCCGAGAACUGUACGAUUAUUGCCUCAAUGAAAAUAUAGCUGAUAAAAAUUUAAUUGCAAAAUGGAAAAAAGUCGGAUAUGAGAAUUUAUGUUGUCUUCGUUGCAUACAAACAAGAGAUACCAACUUCGGUACCAAUUGUAUUUGCCGAGUUCCCAAAGGAAAAUUAGAAGAGGGAAGGAUUGUAGAAUGUAUACAUUGCGGAUGUAGGGGAUGUUCUGGAUGAUGUUAUUUAAUUUACAUGAAGAAAUAACGACCCAUUUAUGAAUUGUAAUUAAUUAAUUUUAUCAUAAGUAAGUUUAUAUCUAUAUAAAUAUAUGUGUAUAUUUUUCCAUUUAUUUGACCAUUAUAUUCCAUUUGUUAUGUCCCGAUAAUUGAGUAGCAAAAUAUAAUGGAGUUUUUACAA
Molecule: messenger RNA, 760 nt
Organism: Chelonus insularis
Lineage: Eukaryota; Metazoa; Arthropoda; Insecta; Hymenoptera; Braconidae
Gene: l(1)10Bb
Product: protein BUD31 homolog
Exons: 3
Coding region: 146-580 (144 amino acids)
Biological process (GO): mRNA splicing, via spliceosome
Cellular component (GO): nucleus; spliceosomal complex
Source: RefSeq, a predicted model, not a curated record